This is a messenger RNA of Vigna unguiculata (cowpea), 663 nucleotides long. RefSeq lists its product as uncharacterized. Lineage: Eukaryota; Viridiplantae; Streptophyta; Magnoliopsida; Fabales; Fabaceae. The record is from RefSeq and is a predicted model, not a curated record.
AUGAGGAUAUAUUCAACUAGUACAUCAUAUGUAUAUUCUAAAAGUGAAGAGGAAGAAAGUGAGGAGACUGAGUUGCAAGAAGAUCAACAAAGGCUUGCAACACCAAAAGCAACAUGGUUUGUUGAUGUUAUUAAUGAUCAAGGAAAGAUAAAUGCAAAACAGCUACGAGCCAAUGAUGUAUGCAAUUUACCUACAAAUGAAAGGAUUGGUGUUCACUGGAAUAAUGAGACUCAACCAAUUGGAGAUAGUGGAGCAUUAUUGAAUAGGUUUUUAGGUAGUGUUUCAAGAAACUCCAAUGCUUUUCCUAUUAGCUAUUUUAGUUGGAGGAAGAUUCCUAAAGAUUAUAAAGAAGAUAUACUUAAAAACACUAUUCAGGUUAAGUUUGAUGUCCAUUUUGAUGUUCAUGUAAACCAUGUUCUCAAAUCACUUAACAAAAAGUGGAGAGACUAUAGACAAGAAUUGUGGCAACAAAGGAAUGAUGGUACAUGUACUAGAGAUGAAUUGAUCACAAUGGCUCCAAAAGGAAUAGAUAGAGACCAAUGGGACCAUGCCCUAAAAAAUAAAGAGAAUAGGAAAAAGCAAACCAUUGCUCACACAGGUGGAUCUAAGAGCCUUGCAAGGAAAAGAGAUGAAAUGGUGACAAUACUACAUAUCUUCAAAUGA